This is a messenger RNA of Chrysoperla carnea, 1178 nucleotides long. RefSeq names its product mitochondrial GTPase 1. The coding region runs from base 218 to 1174 and encodes 318 amino acids. NCBI's taxonomy places the organism in Eukaryota, Metazoa, Arthropoda, Insecta, Neuroptera, Chrysopidae. Gene Ontology annotation, cellular component: mitochondrion. The record is from RefSeq and is a predicted model, not a curated record. The transcript has 3 exons. Gene Ontology annotation, molecular function: GTPase activity; GTP binding.
UUUAUAUUAUUUUAUUAAAUAUAAAUAAAUUAUUUAUUAUUGAUAAUUAUAAGUGUGUGUUAAAAUUCUAAACAAUUUUUUUAAUAGUUUUCAUUCAUUUUUCAUAGUUAAUCUUUUUAAAAUUUAGUUAAUAAAAAAAAAAUUUUUUGAUGUGACUGACUCAAGGUACUAUGAAAUUAUAAACCAGUGGCGUACUAAAUUAAAAAGGAUAAAAAAUAUGGCAUCACAAAUAAGCAAUACCUUUCGUAAAGUGUUUCCAACUGUAAGUAAGGAAACAUUACAAUGGUUUCCAGGUCAUAUGGGUAAAGGGCUUAAACAAAUGCAAGAAAAGUUAAAAUUAAUUGAUUGUGUGAUUGAGGUUCAUGAUGCUAGAAUACCAAUAUCUGGACGAAACAUGAAUUUUAAAAAUACAUUAAGUGGAAUAAAACCACACAUUUUAGUUUUAAAUAAACGGGACUUAAUUGAUAAAAAACUUGAGAAUAAAAUCAGUGAUGUUUAUCAACAACAGCAUCAAAUUCGUAAUGUUGUUUUUACGAAUUGUAAAAAUCAAAAAUGUACUGGUAUACGAAAGAUUAUACCGCUAGCUCAAGAAUUAAUUUCAAAUAGUUAUCGAUUUAAUCGAAGUGAGGAUCGAGAUUUUUGUAUAAUGAUUAUAGGUGUACCAAAUGUAGGAAAAUCAUCUUUAGUUAAUAUUUUACGAAAUCGUCAUCUACAUAAAUCGGGAGUAUCACAUGUGGGUGCCGCUCCAGGUAUUACACGCAGUGUAUUAAACAAAAUCAAAAUCAGUCAAGAUCCAUUAAUAUAUUUAGUUGAUACGCCGGGUAUAUUGACACCAAGCGUUGCAAAUAUUGAAACCGGUUUAAAGUUAGCAUUAUGUGCAUGUUUGCAAGAUCAUCUAGUUGGUCCAGACGUAAUCGCUGAUUAUCUAUUAUUUUGGAUGAAUCGUGAAAAUAAUUUUAAUUAUGUGAAAUAUUUAGAUUUGAAUUCACCUACAGAUACAAUAACGGAAGUGCUCUCAACAAUUGCUGUGAAAUUAAAUAAAGUGAAGAAAAUUAAAAAUUACAAUGGUGACUAUGUAUUAAAACCCGACUUUGAAGAAGCUGCUCUACACUUUAUUAGAGCUUUCCGUAAUGGAGAACUUGGAAAAUUGUGUUUAGAUAAAGAUAUAUUAUAAUUUG